Molecule: messenger RNA, 5009 nt
Organism: Salmo salar (Atlantic salmon)
Lineage: Eukaryota; Metazoa; Chordata; Actinopteri; Salmoniformes; Salmonidae
Product: N-acetyllactosaminide beta-1,3-N-acetylglucosaminyltransferase 4
Biological process (GO): protein O-linked glycosylation; poly-N-acetyllactosamine biosynthetic process
Cellular component (GO): Golgi membrane
Molecular function (GO): N-acetyllactosaminide beta-1,3-N-acetylglucosaminyltransferase activity
Source: RefSeq, a predicted model, not a curated record
CGCUUUCAGGAAGCACAUUCACGUCAAAGGCACUCGGUUCUGGUCUGCUCAAUUUGACUAUAACGGCAACUUCCGUUCCAGACUGUAGGCAACUGGAACCUGGUAACCAUUGAAUAUAGUAUAGUUAAGUAAAUUCCAAACGAUUCUCUAGACGAAUAGCAUAACUUCUUAAAAACGCGGGUAUAGUAGGCCUAGCAUACAUAACGGUAUCAAGCAAAUUAUACAUUUAGCGUUUUAGUGACAGAUGUACAAGCAUUGCUUGCGCAACCUCUUGGACUGUGCUAUGGAUGUUUGACGCACACUUCAAUUCUCACGAACGUUUUGAUUGUCCAACUGCGUCUUCUUUUAAUAACAAAACCAUGAGGACCCUCUUCAGAAUCCAAAGCCGCAGUAGAUGGUCCCUUGUCAUUGGGACUGUGUUGUUGUUUGGCGUCCUCAGACUAUUGCGCAUGAACCACACAGACAGGCACUGGAACACUUCUCCCUCUGCCACGCAGUCACAGUCCACUGUGGAUGUUAUCAAGUGCUCCCUGAAUGACGCCGUGAACAACAUUUCAUCCUCUAUUCCACCUACCCACCGUAACUUCCUCAUGUACAAACACUGCAGGACAUUCUCCCGCCUGCUGUCUCCUACACCCUGUCAGAAUGACCUCUUUCUCCUGCUGGCCGUUAAGUCCACAGCCAUCCAGGUUGAUCGCAGGUCUGCACUUCGGAACACAUGGGGGAAGAAGGGAUAUGUUCAGGGUAAAAAUGUGAAACUAUUGUUCCUAGUAGGUAAGUCUUCAGACACAAUACAGGGUUACCCGCUGCAGCAGGUACUGGAGUGGGAGAGCAGACAGUUUGGGGACAUCCUGCAGUGGGAUUUUGAUGACAGUUUUUUCAACCUGACCCUAAAGGAGAUCCACUUCCUCAAAUGGUUCAGCCUGGAGUGCCGCUGGGCACACUAUGUGUUCAAAGGGGACGAUGAUGUUUUUGUUCACACCAGCAAUCUGGUGGAAUAUGUUAAGGACAACAAGCCCUCUGAGCAACUGUAUGCUGGGAACAUCAUGUCUGGCUAUCCAGUCCGGGACAAAGAAAGUAAAUAUUUCAUACCAGUGGAGAUGUACCCCAACAAGCCAUAUCCUCUAUACGCUGGGGGUGGGGGCUACCUGAUGUCAAAUCAGACUGUGCUGAGUCUGGAAGUGGCAGCGUCCAGCAUUGACCUGUUCCCCAUUGAUGAUGUCUUUGUGGGCUUGUGCCUACAGAAGAUGAACAUCACGCUGACACACCACUCUGGCUUCAAGACCUUUGGGCUCAAACAGGGGGUGACACACUUCAACCCCUGCAUUUACAGGGAGCUCAUGGUGGUGCAUAAACUGAAUCCCACAGAGAUGUGGACAAUGUGGUCUCUACAGCAGGACCCAAAGCUGAAAUGCUUUAGAUCAAGGACAUGAGAUAUCUGGCAUUGUGUGUGUAUAUCAUGCUGUGCUUAUCUGUCUCACUGCUGUAAAUUGAGAAUUCUUUUACAUUUACAUUUUAGUCAUUUAGCAGACGCUCUUAUCCAGAGCGACUUACAGUAGUGAAUUCAUACAUUUUAUUUUCAUUUCAUGCAUUUUCUUUUUUUAUAUAUUUUUUUUGUACUGGUCCCCCAUGGGAAUCGAACCUACAACCCUGGCGUUGCACACACCAUGCUCUACCAACUGAGCCACAGGGAAGGAUAAAUUUUCCUUAUGAAUGGUCUAAAAUAGCAUACUUUCCUUUACCCAUACUUAUAUUUGAAAGUAUUGUGACAUUUGGCUUCCCUUAUCCUGUAUGUUCAGAUCUGCACAGACAGUGUAAGAUCCAUUUAAGAAUACUGAGAUGCAUAUAGUGCCAUUUGACACUUCUGAUGAGGACAUUUGUAGAAUGUUUCUAGGAUUCUGUAAGGUUGGAAAGGAGAUAUUGAUGGGAAACUUUAAAAACUGGUAUAGUGGGUUACAGAGGUAUUGAUGGGAAACAUUAAAGCAGGACUGAACUCGAGAACUGACUUCUCUUGCUGAAAACGGCAUAUGUGACAUCGAUAUUAAUCAGAAACCUUUAUUCCAGUACCAAAAUUGACUAAAAAGUGCAAGUAGGUUAAUUUUGGCCAUAAAGACAAUAUCUUCCAAAAUAGAGGCGUAGGCUAUGUAAUAGAAUAAUUGUGGUACAUUAAUACAUAUAUUUCAAUAGCUUCCAAAAUAUUUUUAGAAUGGUGGAGGAGUGCCAAGAUCAGAAUAUGUGAGCGGCCAAAAUCCCACUCAUCGCUCAUCACCACUCCAGCGCUCCAUGUCCUUUCCAACCUCUCCACUAAAAACCGCUGCUGGCUCACAGGAAAAAAAACUGCAGCUCCAAAUUCGCUCCAUUCAUUAAAAUCACAAUUUAACCAACACCCAUCUAUUUUUGUAACUACCUAGACCUAACAUUUGGAUGUAUUGAAAUGAAACCAUAUGAUUUGAAUGAAAAUAUUUUAAUAAACAUUUCAAAUAGGCUACAUGUCGUAUUAAACAGCAUACAAACACUCCUAAAAAGAUCAGGUGCCAGACAGGUUGCCUAAGAAGGAACAAAAAUGAAUGAUUUAGGCUAUUUUAUUUGCCUUUUAUUUCAAGGCUAUAGCCUACAAAUAAAUAAAUUGUGAAGCAUUUGCGAGUGCAACACUCUAGGCUGGCAGGAACAUUAAGCGCCCAGCAUUUAACCUCUCUAGGGGUUGUGGGACGCUACCGUUCCACCUGGCCAACAUCCAGUGAAAUUGCAGAGCGCCAAAUUCAAAAACAGAAAUACUCAUUAUAAAAAUUCAUGAAACAUACAAGUGUUAUACAUCGGUUUAAAGAUUAACUUCUUGUUAAUCCAACCACGGUGUCAGAUUUCAAAAAGACUUUAUGGCGAAAGCAAACCAUGUGAUUAUCUGAGAACAGCGCCCAGCAGACAAAUCAUUACAAACAGUAACCAGCCAAGUAGACGAGUAACAAAAGUCAGAAAUAGCGAUAAAAUGAAUCACUUACCUUUGAUGAUCUUCAUAUGGUUACACUCACAAAACUCCCAGUUACCCAAUAAAUGUUUGUUUUAUUCGAUCAAGUGCCUCUUUAUAUCCAAAAACCUCCGUUUUGUUGGCGCGUUUUGCCUGUCACAACAGACAGACGAAAAAUCCAAAAAGUACCAUAAAAGUUCGUAGAAACAUGUCAAACGAUAUUUAUAAUCAAUCCUCAGCUUGUUUUUGUCACAUACUUUUUUUUUCUUCUCUCAAAGCAGCACACCCAAACAUCAUUCCCCAGUCUGGGCAUGGGUGCAGAGUUGUUUUUUUAGUUUUUUUUCUAUUGGCAGGCCCAAAGGUUUUUAGGCCAAAUAACCAUAUCAAAACGGAAAACUCUGAAAGAGGUAAUAUGUCAGCCCUAUUGGGCCAAAAUCAAUGAUAGCCUGUUGUAUAGAUAAAAGAACAAAGAUGAACAAAACGUUUAAGAGUUCUGAUUUGUUGCUUAUAAUUACUUUGCUACAAUGACACACUUAGCUAGCUACCCACCUCAAUUAUUUCUGUUAGCAUGUGCACAUCCUGUAAUUUGAAAUGUGUUUAAAUGGUUAAUUUCACAUGAGCUCCUGCACAUGUUUUGAAACACAUAAUAAUACAAAAAAGAUUAUCCAUAAAUGCCUUAUUUUUAAUUUAUGUAUUUUCUAUUUUUGUUACAGAUAUUUGACAUUCAAAAAGUUAUCUACAGAAACUCAUAAGCAUCAUACCCUCUGUUUCCAGUAUUUUAUAUGGUCAUUUAAUGAGGCAAACUUUGAAAGGCAAAAAAAAGAGAAUGCUAGCAGAGCAUGUAAGUCAGAGCACAAGCAGGCCAUGCCACGAUGAUGAAGGGAAAAUUGAUGCAAGUAAGCAUCAGUGAUUAAAUGUAUAACUGUUUCCAUUGCCGCCUGACAAGAAAAGACACUUGGGGCUCUAUUCAAUCCGUGUUCAAUGCUACAGCGUGAUUGAAAGUUAAAGGCAAUGUUUCCACAUUAGCGGAGACUACAUUCCCGGUAAACGCUGCAUAACCGGCUCAAUCGUAAAUUACCUUUACAUUUCGGUGGCGCAAUCAGCGACAAGAUAUAUUGGGGGGGACAAAUCAUAUUUUUCCCAGGAUGGGGGGGGGUCGUGUCCCCCCGUCCCCCCCCGGGAUUUCCGCCCCUGUGUAUUAGUGCCCAAAUGUGUCAUUUUCAACCCGUAUAUGGGUACGAGUGUAAAGUUCUACACACAAACAAAUUAUUAUGAACACAUAGCUAAAUGAUUACAAGAAUACAAAGACCAAUGGGAGAGGGAAAUAGGUAGCCUCCUAGUAUUUGCUAGCUGCUAGUAUUUGCAUGUCAAUUAACAGAUAUAAUUAAUCUCACUGUCUAGCUAGCAACUGGCAGUACACCAGCACUUUUGUUUGCUCAACAAAUAAAACAGCAGAAAAUGUACUUUCGUUUUGAAUCAUUAUUCGUGGCCAAAGGUUUAAAUUGAGAAAUACAUUCAAGGAAUGAAAGUUGACACCUAAAAUGUUCGAUGGAGACAUGUUGGCUGGGUGGAUUUGGGAGAAUUGGAAUGGGUAGUUGGGGGUGGAGAUCCACUUCCUUUUGUGUUUCCUUUUCCUGUACAUACUGAAUUUUAUUAUUACUUCAUCUGUAAUAGGAUAAAAAUGAUCAAUUGUAGUUAUGUACCUUUUUUAAAUGUUUUGUGGCACAGGUACAACAAGAAUAUACUGUAUAUGUGUGAAAUAAUGAAUGGAAAAUAUGAUCUAAACGGAAUAUAACAUUUUGAUAUUGUACCUGUAGCCCUCCAAUGAACAAAAAACAAAAAGAAUGUCUGCCACUUAAAUUUCUGAAUACUUUUGAGAGCAAUGAGCAAUAACUGGGUCACUACAUGAAGAGUGCCUUUUCUGUACAUUUUGGUAUUUUAAGUAGAAAUUGUGCACCAAUAUUUAAUUUUAAAAGCCUGUUAUAUUAAACAAGUGUCGUUUAAUGUAGACCACAUGGAAAAUUCAAUACAGUGCAUUCAGAAAGUA